Molecule: messenger RNA, 2931 nt
Organism: Porites evermanni
Lineage: Eukaryota; Metazoa; Cnidaria; Anthozoa; Scleractinia; Poritidae
Source: the annotation of a GenBank genome assembly
AUGAUGGCGAGGAUGUUCCUUACUAUCUUUCUAAUAAUUUGUAUUGGAGUCGAGGCGCAAGAACGUGAUCCCAAAUGGGCAAAAAAACUGAAUGAUGUACUUCGGGUCAGAGAUUCGCUCAUCGGAAAAAUAGAAACUCUCAAGAAGAGACCACUGCCUGAUCAAAAUGUGGAGGAAUUUAUCACAUUUCUUGAAAACUUCUCUUCCCAGUUUAACGGCAUCGACAACCUCGAUUUUACAAAAGUAGAAAAUAACAGGAAACUGCUGGUGCAACUUCUGAACCAACCAGAAGAACCUAAGGUCAAAAAAUACUUCCGAAGUAAGAACCUGACGGUCAACUAUACAGAACGAGGCCUUGGAUUUGUCUUGAAGGCGCUUAAGGGAUAUUAUGAUUACCAGUGCGUACAGAUGGUGCUUUCUCCUCUCCAAACAAGAGUCGCUGAAAGCCCUGUUCCGUUUGAGGCAAUCUGUACUCCAGUAAACGAAGAUUUGAGAAGGCAUCACACAUCAAACUUCUCCAUCGCUAAAAUCUGCAUAAAUGCCGAAAAGUGUACUGGAGAAAAAACACCCCACCCUUUUGGUGAUCGAACAGGCACAAGCGCAAAAAAUGCUUGCAUUAAGAAAGACAACAGUUGCGAUGUGUUGAAUGCUAUUCCGAUGAUGGGCGCUUUACUGUGGUACAAAAUCAGUGACUUCAUAGCCCGAAGCUUUUGUAGUAAUUCUCUUACAGCACGGCCCUUUAAGAAUGCACUGAAAACAGAUUUGAAGGAAAUUGAUACAAUGAUAAACUUGAUGAUAGCAUAUACCAGCACUCUUAAUUGGAAAACGUUUUUCGAUCGAGCUAUUAAGAAGAACGCAUUUUCUAACUUAACCCGUGCCAUGUCAAUGUUUGGGAAGAGAGGGAAAUCCCUAGAAAUAGUCUCCUUCGCCUGUUCAAAACUAAAAGCAAACACAGAUGUGUGCACAGUUGGCAACAUAUACCCAAUUUAUGUUUCUCUCAAAAAACUUAAAAAAGACAGAACAAAACCCCACCGAAUUCGUGAUUUACGAGUUUUUUCCAACAUUAACCAUCAAAAGAUGCUUGAACUACAGAGAAACGAUUUGGCCCAGAUGAAUAUUCUAGGAAACAUGAAGAGAAAUGACAAAAAUUUACGCAAAAAACUUUCCACCUAUUUUCGUAAAGUUGCGAACUACGAUAAAGGAAUUGCGCAGGCUGACGUUAAUUUUAUCAGCAAAAAACUAAAGCAAUUUAACAAUUCGGCUGCAUCACUAACAAAAAAGGUAGGGAAUGAUAUGAAGGAUGUCUUACAGGCAACGAAAACGGCCCUUGAUAUACAAGUAGCCGACAAAACGAUUAAUCUUCUACUUACUAUUUUCCGCGACACCUGGAAUCCUUUCAAGUUGUUGUUUGGAGGUGGUGAUGCUAAUGACAAAACAGCUGAGUUUGCAAACUCAAUGCAAGAGAGAGCUAGAGGAAAAGCUUUGAUUCAAAAUCUAGAAAAAGUAUUAAACGAUACAUCUGCAUUAGGGAAAAAGUUUUUAAACAACUCAGCGCAAAUUUCAAAUCUUACUCGCAUGGUGAACGCGAUUAAGAGGAACAAUAUCGACAAACUCGAUAAUGAUGCUGCUAAAUUCAUCAAGGCAUUCGACGACUAUAGUCCCAAAGUUGAUAAAUCUGAUCUUGCCAAAAAUGAUGCUCUUCUUUCAUCAUUUAAGGAUACUGCUUGCGGGCUACUGUUUGGUAUGCAAGGCGUCCUUGUAUCAGGUGUCCAGGGUAGGGUUGGUGGAAAUCUCUUGUGUGAAAAACUGCAGGGAACUCUGGCUGAAUUUUCAACGCUAAGAGAGAACAUAUUUGACUUCCAGUUUAACCUUGUAAAUGCUCUAGCCCGAGUUGUCCGUGGUAACGUUGCAAAUAAGCUGGCAAAGUCUAUUGGGUCGAGUAAUCUUCUAGACGAUAGUAAAAUGAUGUUAGGAUUCUUAAUGACACAGUAUCGACUUCAGUCACAUGCAUCUUUUUACUGUAACAAACUCGAGUACCUUAAUCAAGGCAGGAAGAUCAAUGAAUGCGCAAAACCUGGUUUCUUUUCUAAGCACGAUCUAACCACCCUAAUCGCUUAUCGGCCAGAUUCUACGUAUCAUGUAGAUGAAAGAUUUGUUUACAUUCCAACACGUCCCCAGUUCAAUGGUGAUAAGGGUUUCAUUGAUCUGCCAGCCCUUAAGGAGAGCAACACCGUCAUUUUUCGUUUACCCGCAAACAGAACAUGGUUACGGAAAUACAACUGGCUGGCACGAGGAGAGAAACUUGCACCAUUUGUGAAAAGUUUCAAGUUGUACCUUCCACUCAAACAGUACAAAACUGGAAGGGAAAGAGAAUUCUCAAGAACCCAAAUUCAUUUGAAGUCUGUGGCUGGCAGUUCCUUCGAUGGAAAUGCUAAGUUGACGUACUACCUACCUCCUAAAUAUGACGAAUACAAAACAAAAUACAUUGAGGGUUACAGUCGAUCACAAUGCCCAUCUGGAAAGGAAAUUGACAAUCCUUACAGCCUUUGUGAUAACUUGCCUAAAAUCUGCGACACUAGCCAAACAGUUCCUCAAUCAUGCCCGUCUACGCAAGCCCUUAGACCUACAAUACUUUCCACCUGGAACCUAACCAUUACAAAGGGAUCCGGUGCCCGUGACCUGUUGUGGGGUUCGAACUCCCCAAAUCCUGCCACAAAUCUCUUGAUAAUUGGAAAAGUACAGCUUUGCUUUACACCUUCGUCCAACCGAAGACAGUUCUUGUCACAGCAGCGAGAUACGGGAGCUCUUCCCAGUAAAUGCUGCACUGACAACACGUAUAGGCCAGAUUGGAAGAAAACAAACUGUGUCCCAUGCCCGUCAAAACCAACAAAUUCGGUUUCAAAAUUGGGAGGUUACUAUUGCGAAAAGUGA